UACAGCCACUCAGCUAAACGGAUCCGGAUCAGAGAGACGAAACUGACGCCCUACCUGGGCCCAGGUGAGCUCCACUCUGAAUCUCUCGAUUGCUCGGCGUCCAGGAUGGAAAGGACCGGGACGGUAUCCGGAGGAGACCAAGCUGGGGCCGAGUUCCCGAUGGAGCCCUUGGAAAACCAGGUCCCGAUCCUGGAGCGACUGCAGGUCCCCGCAGAGGAGCGACAACCUGAAAUUCCUGAGAGCAGCCCGGCUACCGCCACGCAAGAGGGGACGGGGGCGGGCCAGGACCUCUCGGGCUGGAAGAAGCUGCCCUCGCCGCGCCCCGCAGGCCUGCGGGUCCUGCCGCCCAGCCUUGGCUACGGCGCCUUCCGCCGCCAGACGUCCGCCAGCCCGGAGCUGCCGUCGCGGGGCCGCGCCGCCGCGGAACAGCCCCGGGAAGGCGAGGCUCCGGGGGCCGAGCUGGUGCCCUGGGCUGCCCCGGGGGAGCCGGCGCCCGGAGCCUGGGCGCCCAUGGAACUGCAGGUGGACGUGCGCGUGAAGCCGAUGGGCACGGCCAGCGGCAGCUGCGCGCCGUCUCCCGCGCCUUCCACGCGCUUCAUCACCGUGCCGGUGCCUGAGUCCCCAGCCUUCCCCCGCCACGCCUCCCCCGCGUACCCGCUCCUGCAGCGGACCGCGUCCAUGGGCAGCACGUGGGGCCGUGGCGCGCAGCUGCCCGCAGCCCGGGCGGAGCGCGGCCUGGACGCCGAGGGCCCGGCCAGCCCCGCCGAGGGAGGCGCGGAGCCCCCGGGCUCCCCCACGUGCCGCUGCCGCUGCAAGGAGCAGGAGCUGGAAAAGGAGAAGGCCGUGUUACUGCACCGCGUGGAGGUGGACGGCGACAAGAAACUGCACCGGGCGAUUAAGCUCAUCGGGCUGCCCAUGUACGUGAAGUCCCUGCGUUGGGCCCUGGCAAUCAUGGCCGUGCUCCUGGCGGUGUCUGCGGUCGCCAUUGUGGCCUUGGCUUCCAGAACAGGGGCCAGGUGCCGGCCAUGCCCCCAGGGCUGGCUGUGGUCUGGGGAGCACUGCUACUACCUCUCUGCCGAAGCUCAGGCCUGGGAGGCCAGCCAGGCUUUCUGCUCUGCCCACCACGCUACCCUACCCCUGCUGAUCCACACCGAGGAAUUCCUGAGCACUUACCCAGUAAUCAAGUACUCCUGGGUGGGAGCCCGGCGAGGCCCUCAGGGCUGGCACUGGAUCGACAGGGCCCCCCUGCCACCCCACCUACUCCCAGAGGAAGAUGAGGACCAGCCGGAUCUCAACUGUGGGGGCCUGGAGGGGGGCAAGCUCGUGGCUUUGGACUGCGCCUCUUCAAGACCCUGGGCCUGCGCCAAAGGGACCAAGUGACUUGGGUCCCAACCCACCCCGAGCCUGUUGGAGCAUGCAACACGCCCCCGCCAGGGGACCAAGUGACUUGGGUCCCGCCCAACCUGAGCCUCUUGGGGCACGCAGCCCCCCCCCCCCCCGGGACCAAGUGAAGAGCUGGGGCAGCAUCUUCCCUGUACCCAGGCUUCCAUGUCCCCCUGCUCCGUGCUCACGGGGCUCUGCCUGAGUGACCCAGGGAGCCAAGUGGCUUUCUGUGGUCCUGGGGCGGAAUGCCGGUUUUGGUCUCCAGGGUCUUAAGAGGAUUUGUUUGAUGACCUUAGGGUGGUUUUUUAAGCAUUUCUGAGCCUUGGUCUCUCCUUCAUUAAAAUGGCCAUAUCCCAUUUCCUUACCUGUUUCAACUGCACACCCUUUCAGUCCUAGAGGAACAGAAUGAAUUAGCAGUCACAGGUGAGUCCAACCCAGGUUCUCAUCGAGCCUGUGAAAUGAGUUUUUCAUUGUUUUGUGGCAAUGGGGUUUGGCAGCAGCAACGUCAUUGCUUUAAAUGCCAUUUCCAGGCCACUGGGCACAUGACCAACAUGGCUGACCAGCAGAGUCAUGGCAGAUGACCCUCCUCCCAGAGGAGGAAGAGGGAGGUUCUGCACUGAUGGCCAAGGCUGGGACAAUGCAGACGACAGGGCCACCUGGGCGGGGGGCAGCCAAGGGAGCAUAUCCACCCCCACCCCCCCAACACUUGGUAGGUGCAAGUUGCUACAAAACACAGGGUCCAAGAAAGGCAACUGGAGAAAUGUGGGGCGGUUCAAGGCAACUCUUCCAUCCGCAGCUGUGGGGACACCAGCCUGGAGAUGUCUGUGUUGGGGUUCAGUGAAGGGCCUUCGGGCUAGCGGGUGUGCCACCAGGGUGGGCGAGACGAGCUUGUUUAGUCUCCCCAGCCUGUACAGACCUCGCUGAUGCAGGGAACUGGCUGUGCCUACGUCUCACCUUGGGCCAAGCAUUCGAUACAACUGUCCUAUACAAACCAACUUUCCUCUUUAAACUCUGACCAUGCAUCCAAACUCCCCUUGGAGAAACCCGUAUUGGCCCACUGAAAGCAGAAGCUUGUACAGGUUGUACGGGCGUCUGGGAAAAAGGGGUGGAGGGAUCUAUAGGGCACACCUGACGCAAUAAACAUCUUACAAACACUGUGGUCUUUCUCGUGGCUUUCUUAUUGCAACUAACGCCAGAGCUUGACAACAUGCU
Molecule: messenger RNA, 2595 nt
Organism: Hipposideros armiger (great roundleaf bat)
Lineage: Eukaryota; Metazoa; Chordata; Mammalia; Chiroptera; Hipposideridae
Gene: KLRG2
Product: killer cell lectin like receptor G2
Exons: 5
Coding region: 106-1380 (424 amino acids)
Source: RefSeq, a predicted model, not a curated record